ACUGACUGUAUGGUUGUUGCUUGUUGUAAGUGGGAAGGGGUUCCAACGAGAUGGUUAUCUGGGCGUGCACCUCACAGAGUUUGGAAUGACCGGUCUGUUCUAGUUGUGAUCGUGACUGAACACGGACAACAUCUUAAUAUGAUGAUGUUACACGAUAUUAUGUUUCUAUAUAAUACCAGAAACAGAAAAACAACAUGACAAGUUGACAAACAGCUCGUCUGCGUGACAACCCGUCGGUCUGGGGACUCAGACGUGGAGACACAACACAGACGUCUCACACAGGGAAGGAAAGAAAGAAAGGGAAGAAGAAGAACAGUUGGAUUGGAUGAAAGGAAGGAGAACAAGAGAUAGAAGGAAGAACGUAUUCAGAUCUCUGUGAAUGGCCUCCUUCCAAGCGUUCCGUAGAAGGCCGUGCCGCGUCUUUUCCCUGCGCACAAUUUUGGUGGCUGUACCUUCUGUGUGGCUUGUGGUCAUCCUGUGGACAGUCUACAACGCUCAAGUGGUGCAGCAGGCCGAGUACAGGCGCCAAUUGGAAGAGUUCAACCGUCAGGGCGACUACGGCAAAGUCCAGGCGCCAUCAGAGAUUGCUGACGUCAAAGUCAGAAAGGAGAACCAUGCAGACAUUAGAGGGAAUCAUGAGGACAGCAUGUUGUUUAAGCCUCUCAAGCCUCAGCGUGGGGCGGGGGCGAAGAAAGAGCACCGGCGGCGUCAGAACGUGGGUGUGGUGAGGAAUGUCGUGGAUGAGGAUCAGUUGGCGGAACAACUGCCGGACCAGGGGAAUAAGGCGAGUACGGGAAGGCGGUGCGGUUCGACCCCAACGCCCUGAGCCCUCAGGACCGGGCCAACUUCGAUGAGGGCUGGAAGAAUCAUCAGUACAACGAGUUUGCCAGUCUACAGAUCUCCACACAGAGAGAGACACCGGACUUCAGGAAUAACGUGUGUAAACAAGAGGAUUACGGAGACCUGUCCAAACUGCCGAAAGCCAGCGUCAUCAUCUGCUUCUACAACGAGGCGUGGUCCGUGCUGCUGAGGACAAUCCACAGCGUCCUGAGCAAAUCCCCUCCAGAGCUGAUUGAGGAGAUUAUUCUCGUAGAUGACUUCUCGGAUAUGGUGACGAUGCACAAACCGUUGGAAUUCUACGUAGCCCAGGUGGCAAAGAUUCGACUACUGCGCAUGACCAAACGCUCGGGUCUUGUCCGGGCGCGACUGGCUGGGGUUCGAAGAGCAAAAGCUCCGGUCCUGAUAUUUCUGGACUCCCACGUGGAAUGUGCAACAGGUUGGCUACCGCCACUUCUCAAAGCCAUUGCUGACCACCCAAAGGUGGCUGUGACGCCAGAGAUUGACGUUAUUGAUCACAAAACGUUUGCCAUUCAGGCGGCUAUCGACAAUAUCGGCAUUCUCGACUUCCGGUCUUUCUCCUUCGACUGGUCGCCCAUCAUCCCACGUCUGCAGGCCAAACGGAAGUCCGCCGCUGAUCUCAUAGAAUCUCCAACAAUGGCUGGUGGCCUAUUUGCUAUCAGAAAGGACUAUUUCAUCCAGCUUGGGACUUACGAUACUGAUCUAGAACUGUGGGGAGGAGAGAACAUUGAACUGUCCUUAAAGCUGUGGAUGUGCGGGGGCGGAAUCAUGAUCCACCCGUGCUCGAGGGUAGCCCACAUCUUCCGGGACCAGUCCCCCUACCUGAAGGGCAGCAAAGUCAACGUACUCAACAAGAACUCGGCACGUGUAGCGCAGGUCUGGGCCGACGACUACCGCAAGAUCUACUUCAAAUGGAGUCCAUAUGACGAGGAGAAAUAUGGCAGUGUUGAAGAGAGGCUGAAACUCAAAAAAGAUCUCAAGUGCCGUUCGUUCAGCUGGUAUGUGGACAAUAUCUAUCCCGAGAUGCACGUUGAUGGAACUGGGCGGUACCUCGGACAGAUCCAAGACUUGCGAGGCCGCUGUAUUCACAGAGCGUCCACCGCAGCCAAUUCACCACUAAGCCUUAUAUCCUGCAACAGGGCGAUGCGAUGGGAGAUGACGCGCAUCCAUGAGAUCCGCUCUAAGGGUCUGUGUCUGGACCACUCGCCCCGUGGUCUCAUCAUGCCCAACUGUGACCUCAGCUCGCAGUCUCAGAGGUUCGAAUAUACACAGGACAAGACGAUCCGCCACCCAGAGACCAACACCUGCCUCACCUCCACACAGACCGCUGUGGUCUUCAUGCCGUGUACCGGAGACACCUUCCAGACUUGGAUCUGGGCAGAAAACCCCAACUAUAUGCCCCCACAGACUCCCCACACCUCCCUUUGACCCAGGGACACACACUCUAGAGAUCACAGCUAGGCGUCAAAUUCAUGGCCCGCGGGCCGCAUCCAGCCCGGUGGACGAUUAUAUCAGGCCCACGGGAGAGUGUUGGAAAGUUCAUCCUAAGGAUCUCCAUAAUACGUCAAACAUAAACGAACUUGUUGCCAAGAAACGAUGUCAAAUAUCCAGUUCUGACAAAUUGGCAAAAGAGCGAAAAUUGGUAUGCCUUGAGUUUUAAUUGUUUUAACUUUGUUUUAAUUCGUACUAUUGUUUUAAAAAAGGUUUUGUUUUCCAUUGUUUAAUGUUUGUUGAUCCAGUUAGGGUCGCAACCGUCAGUGUAAUCUUAGUUUGGCCUCCUAAGCAACUGAGUUUGACAACACUGUUGUAGGUCAGUCCUGUGGUUGAUGGGCAUUAGAUCGGAGGUCCUGCUCCUUUAACUUUACAUUUAUGAGUACAAUAUUUUAAGAAACGCCUUCAUGCAAUGUGCUUUAUUCAUCAAUAUUUUUACUGCAUCUUCGAUAACACAAUAUGAUUACAGUGACGCAGGAUGCCACCCUGACGAGGGUUAUUACAUCGUUUCCUUAGCAACGCCUCUCAGUUCCAAAAACCCAUUGACUUGCAUUACAAUAUCCAAGACUGCGCACUGUGGCGUAAUUCCAAUUCACCAUGGAGCAUACCAUUUUACUCUAUUGAAACCAACUGAAGGACAAGGAGGGAAAUGUGGAAAAGAACGAGAUAGGUGUUUUGUCUUACAUUUGGGUGUCCAUGGUGCGCACCAGAGCAACGAAGUUUUCAUAGAGGGUAAAGAGCAGCGGCCAUGACUGUGCCCAGUCUAUGAUAUUAUAAUUCAAGUCUAAGCAACAGCUAAAGACUUUAUUUUUCAAAAUAAUGUUGAUGGCGGCUUGCUUUUGUUUAUGGCAGCUCGUGAAAUAUGUGACUUCAUAGAGUCGUUUGCUCCGGAGGCUCUGGGCCAGACGAACUCACCAAAGCUCUUCUAAUGUUGCCAUUCGUCAUAAACGAGUGAAUGACGUUUUUCCAUAACGCUUUUGCCCGCUAAAUGAGCUGCUUUCACCUUUGGUACAUUAUAAAGAGACACAUUCCGCUGACGAAAGAUAAUAGAUUCGAAGAACGGCAAGACGUUCUCGUUGUUUAUUUAUAAUCAAAAUCUGAGUAACACAGACCACAGGGAUGGAUGGUCACGCUAGUCUGUCAUGCCGGAGUUUUAUUUAUCGUGUGAGUGAACUCUCGCAUUCCUGAGUAACGUAUGGUUCUUUUUUUUGUUGUUUUAUUGGAUAUUCUUGUUUGCCAGUACAAGGAAAAAAUUCUUGGGGGAAAUGGGUGGUUUUUGACUUGUUGUUUUCUUGUUGAUUAUUUGCCUGUACCUCUGUUUCUUUGUCUAUUUGCUAAGGGGAAAAUUAGUUUGCUUGGUAUAGAGAGGAAACUCAGAGUCACGAGUGUUGCAGUGCUAACGUCUCCAUGCGAAAUGCAUAAAACUAUAAACGUUUACGUAAUUUUUGCCAAGGAAUCCAAUCUACGAGUCAUAUAGCAAGCUGUAGUAUAAGUAGUAGGUAUAUUUGUGCAUCGCUUUACCGACUACUUAAACGAAACCUUUUUUAGUUACCUACAGCGAUUCUUUGUUAUUUGUUUUAUAAAAUAGGUGUCUAACGCACCCAUGAAUACCAUCUAGAUCAUUUUAGGACGCGGACUUCGACCCCGUAUGUCACAGCCAACCCGGGCUGAGAGGGAUAGUUUCCCAAUAGAGAGACCGAGAUACUUGACAAAAUUCUCCCCAUAUUGGAAUCGAACUCGGGUCCUCUGCGUGAGACGGUGAAGUGCCUGACUGCUGCAACACAGAUGCCGGUUUGCUAUUUGUUCCAGUCUUUGACUUCGAAGAUGUUCGCUAUAAAAAUGCUGUGUCCGAUACAAUCAAGAAGGAAAGCAUGAUUUAACCGAAUCAGAAAAAUUAGGUAUCAGUUAGGGCGUACCCACAGUUUCUUUCAUGUAAUACAAAAAAUUGUCAG
Aplysia californica (California sea hare) is the source of this 4301-nucleotide messenger RNA. Its product is annotated as polypeptide N-acetylgalactosaminyltransferase 5. Gene Ontology annotation, cellular component: Golgi apparatus. The record is from RefSeq and is a predicted model, not a curated record. Lineage: Eukaryota; Metazoa; Mollusca; Gastropoda; Aplysiida; Aplysiidae.